AUGCCCUCUAUCCUCAACCUCAAGUUCAAAGGUAACAAGUCCUUCGUUGCGUUCAGCAACCUCGGCGACGCCGAGUCGUUGACCAAGACCUGGAAGGUCUGUACGAAGGUCGCUAGCUACCUCGAGCAGGGCCAAAGGCUCGAGAACUUGUCGUGGCGGCUAUGGCACCUCCAGAAUCUCAUGGUCGAUACGGACAAUGCCAAGUCAAAACGCGAGUUCAAAAAACUCUCCAAGUGCAUGGGCGACAAACUCGACAAGGAAAAGGGCCGGAGCAUUGAAGAGCUUUCGGCGCCAGCGUUUCAGCGCAACCCUUCUACCGACCUCAUUCGUCAACGUGCGACUGAGAAAGAAAGGGUACGCGAAGCCCAUGCCAACACUCCCGACCAUAUCAUCCAGCGCAUGCAAUUCACCUUUGCUGUCGAGCCUGUUUCUAACUCUGCUUCUACGACUUCUGUCACGAAAAAUACGACUAACACCACGACCCAUGCCGGUGCGAAACGCAAGCUUGGAGAAGGGACUGCUGUGCGACUCCCGACUCUAUUCAGCAACUCGUUUGGCCCCGAGGCGCUACUUGCUACCACCCAGUCAUCCCUCGCUCCCCGCAUGAACUACGGCGAUGCUCAUUUGCCUUACGGCAGUAACUCUCCAGGAGAUAUGCGCAUUUCCCGCCCCACCAUUGAACUGCCUCUCGACGAACUUCUCAACGCCGACGUUGAUGCGUCGGAUAUCGAACACGAGCAGGACUCAUCUACUAAUGACGAGGCCACCAACUACAAUUCAGAUGUUCCUAGCGUCCAUCCUGUCCAGUCCUGGUCGUGGGAUGAGCUUAUGCGUGGCGGCACUUUUGACCCUGCCAACGGGUUUGGCCUCACUUUCCCGAUGUUUGGACCUUCUCCCGGCCCCAAUGACCCUUCUCCUCUCCCUUUGACUCUCGAUCCUCAUGCUGCGUUUGGUCCCCAACCCAAACACGAGUCAUUGUCUGCCGCUACUCCUACCCACAGCUCCGCCCUUCGCUCCCCACAUCUGUCGCCCAACGCCUAUUUCAUGUCCGAGCUUGAGGACGACGCGAUGGAUGGCACAAGUAGCAUUUCGGCUAUUCUCCCCCCGCUUCGCACCGUCUCUGCUCCUGUCGCCGCCACCAGCAGCAAGAAGGCCAGUCACAAAAACACAUCGUCAGUUUCAGCAAAGCGCUCAUCUGCAGCUGUCGACGAAGACGAUUCUUCUGAUGAUGGUGGGGAUGACUCGGCAGACAGUGAUUUCUACGACCAAUCAGCAUCUUCUGCUCGAGCCCGCGCCCGUCCUCGGUCGGGAACUACUGGUUCUCGAGGUCGUAGCACGAAUAACAGUGCCCCCCGUCGACCAACUGCCUCGCAAACUCCGACGACUUCGGUUCCUCAGACGAAGCGGCCGGUUUUGAGUGUUCGGGUCCCUGCAUCGGCCAGACCGCCCGUUCAGGCACCUAUUCCGGGCGUUGGCGCUAACCACACUGCCCCUGGGGGUGUCAAGGCUGAGUGUAGCAACUGUGGUGCUACCCAUACCCCCUUGUGGCGUCGUGGAUUGAACGAUGAGCUCAAUUGUAAUGCAUGUGGUCUCUAUUGCAAGCUGCACAAACGACCUCGUCCCAAGACGAUGAGGAAUAGUGGCGGAGGAGAAGGCCGCGGACAGUCAGUCCGCUCGGAAACCGUUGAUAUCAUGGCAGCCCAAUGUUACAAUUGCCAUACUACGGCUACUCCAUUGUGGCGAAAAGACGACGAGGGCAAGACUGUUUGCAAUGCUUGUGGCCUCUACUACAAGCUUCAUGGUUCUGCUCGACCUAUUUCCAUGAAGAGCGAUGUCAUCCGCAAACGUUCUCGACAUGAUGCUCGUCGGGGAGGGGCCGUGGCCUCGGCAGAAACGCCUACGGCCAGUCCUGGUGUCAGUCGCCGUGCUUCACCAGCUCCCGGGGCAUCUUCCUCAAGUUCCGGUUCAGCUGGACGCUCUUCGCCAGUCCUUUCAGCCGACACUUCGCCUGAGAGCUCAGAAGCCAAACCCGUCAGGCCUCGUUUCGUCAACCCCUUCUCGUUCCAUGAGGCUGCAUUCAACGAUGCUUUGCCAUUUGCCAGCGUUGAUGUUGCUGCCGACGCGGACACUAGCAUUCGAGCCAACAAGCGUCGUCGCAUGAGUGUUGACUCUGCUUCCGAGCCCCCGUCAAGCGCGACAAGCUACUCGUCUUACACGGAUGGCUACACGAGCGGUGUCUCGUCUUCCCAAUUCUCCUCCGAAUUCCCCUUCAGCCGCUUCCCCAACGUAGGGUACAACGGCGAUGGCGGCAAACAGACAACGACGACGACCACAUCGUCGGGGACGUUCUGGCAUCACGAGCAACUCCACCCGCCUAUGCUUCCGUCAACGUCCGAGGAGUCGCUGGAGUAUCUGCACCCGCCGAUGAUGGUCCAGGAGAGCUUCUUUACCAACACGGGGUACCUCCAGAACCAGAGUGGGCUCCACCCUCCAAUGCUGCCUGCGGACAACGAGGUGUUUGGGAUGCUUGGAGCCCAUCCUCCCAUGAUGCCUUACGACGACAUUUACGAGGGUGGCGGCAUGCACUACUAG
Messenger RNA from Mycena indigotica, 2592 nucleotides. RefSeq lists its product as uncharacterized. NCBI's taxonomy places the organism in Eukaryota, Fungi, Basidiomycota, Agaricomycetes, Agaricales, Mycenaceae. The transcript has 7 exons. Gene Ontology annotation, molecular function: RNA polymerase II cis-regulatory region sequence-specific DNA binding; zinc ion binding; DNA-binding transcription factor activity, RNA polymerase II-specific. The record is from RefSeq and is a predicted model, not a curated record. Bases 1 to 2592 code for a protein of 863 amino acids. Gene Ontology annotation, biological process: negative regulation of transcription by RNA polymerase II; positive regulation of transcription by RNA polymerase II.